UCAUGUAAUAAAAAGCAGACUACAGAAAGGAAUUAGCAGAAACAGCAUAAAAAAUCUGUACUCCAGGUAAGGGAAUUUUGGCAGCAGAUGAAGUAAAUUAUUAUAUCAUUGUUAGUCUUAAGGAACUAUUGGAAAGAAGUUUGUUACUAUCAAUGUUGAAAACAAUGAAGAAAAUAGAAGAGCCUAUAGAGAAUUGUUAUUUACAUCUCCUGGAAUCGAAAAUUAUAUUAGUGGAGUCAUUCUUUUCUCAGAGACAGUAUUUUAAAUUAGAUACAUUUUUAGGUAAAACAUGCUACAAAGGAAGGCAAGAACUUUGUUGAAUUAUUGAAAGAGAAGGGAAUUGUUGCAGGUAUCAAAGUAGAUAAGGGUUUGGGAGUAAUUCCAGGAACUUAAGAUGAAUCAGCUACUCUUGGAUUAGAUUCAUUAGCCAAUAUGGCAGCUGAACACUAUAAACUUGGUUGUAGAUUUGCUAAAUGGAGAGCUGUUUUGAAAAUUGGAAAUGGAUUACCAUCAUAAUAAGCUAUCAAAGAAAAUGCAUGGGGAUUAGCAAGAUAUGCUGCCAUAUGCUAAGAAAAUGGACUUGUUCCAAUUGUUGAACCAGAAAUCCUUGCUGAUGGUGAUCAUUCUAUUGAUGUCUGUCAAAAAGUCACCGAAAAGGUUUUGGCUGCUGUUUUUAAAGCUUUGAAUGAAAAUAAUGUUUUCUUAGAAGGAUGUCUACUUAAACCCAAUAUGGUCACUCCAGGAUCAACUAAUCCUGAUAGAAACAAAGUUACUCCUUAAGAAAUUGGAUAUAGAACAGCUUUAGCUUUAAGUAGAACAGUUCCUCCUGCACUUGUUGGUGUUACAGUAAGAAUCUAGAAUUUAUAAAAAUAGUUCCUUUCAGGUGGAUAAUCAGAAGAAGAGGCAUCUUUGAACUUAAAUGCUAUGAAUUAAUUAACAACUGUAAGAAAACCAUGGUCUUUAUCAUUCUCUUAUGGUAGAGCACUUCAAAACACAGCUGUUAAGACUUGGGCUGGUAAAUAAGAUAAUUGGGAAGCUGCUUAAUAAGCUUUCUUAACUAGAGCUAAGGCCAAUAGUGAAGCCUAAUUAGGUAAGAAUCUCUUUUUUACUAUUAUAUUAGGUAAAUACUAAGGAGGACAAGGAGGAGCUUCAAAUGAGUCAUUAUUCGUGGCUGAUUACAAGUAUUGAGU
Messenger RNA from Paramecium pentaurelia, 1190 nucleotides. The record is from the annotation of a GenBank genome assembly. Lineage: Eukaryota; Ciliophora; Oligohymenophorea; Peniculida; Parameciidae.